AUGGCGUGGUUGGAUACAUAUGAGAAAGAAGAAGACAACGAAGUUGUGAUGGGGGUGGUUCGAUUUGUUAAGUUGAGGGCACUUGUACAGUCAAGACUUUGUGGUACAAUAUCAAUAGGUGGAGCAUCUAUAUCUACCAAUAAGGACUCAGAAGAUUGCACCCAACGUUGGCAUUUGAGGCAAGGACACUUCACACUUGACUUCUGCAAGUAUUGUACCAUGGGAAAGCAGUAA
This is a messenger RNA of Prunus armeniaca (apricot), 234 nucleotides long. The record is from the annotation of a GenBank genome assembly. Lineage: Eukaryota; Viridiplantae; Streptophyta; Magnoliopsida; Rosales; Rosaceae.